AUGGUCUCUAAGCCAGGUCUUGGUCCACUUGGCAUCAGUCUUGUGGUGUCGCUGUUCAGUCUGGUGCCUGCUACAUCUGCUACCCACGAUGUUCGAAAACAUGAGCAAAGCAUCAUCUCCGCAGAGGCCAAUGUCAUGCGCCGUGAUGUGGCGGCCACAGAGGAUGAGUUGAGGGGAGGGACGGCCAAGGUCAGCCACGCUUGGCAUGCCAGUGCUCAAACCAGCUUUCCACGAACGUCAGGGGCUCCGUGGCCCAAUCCGGUGCAUCAUGCGGUACAACAUGUCAAUCCCGAUGCCUCUCAAGGGACAGGCGCUGUUGGUCAAGGGCCUGCCGGAAAAGAUGCCAAGGGUGGCAAAGCUCCAAACGACGUGAAAGAGGCAGAGGCCAUCGUGGAGAAGUUUUUCAAAAUUGAAGCUAUGGUGGCCAGAGAGACUGGCCUCCCUCUCAACAGUAGCUCCGCUGCAGAAAAGGAGAUGGAAGAGGCUGCCAAGAAGGAAGAGGAAGACGAAGAGGAAGAGGAAGGUCGUAUUGAUUUACUCUAUGCUUCGAUGAUUGUUUGUGUGAUCCUUGUUGCAGGGCUGGCGUACUACAGGCUGAUGCUGGAGGUGGAGGGGCUUCGAGACAAGUCGCUUGGCCAUGGAACCACCAAAUCCUGCGAGCACAACGUCUUGGAGGGGAAUGCAACCUACGAGGGCGGUUGGCUCAACGGCCAGAAGCAUGGCAAUGGGGUGCUCACUGGCAAGGCGAACGACAUGCAAGAGGGACACGGGAAGGAAGAAUGGGCUGACGGAUCUGUUUUUGAAGGUGACUUCAAGGCCGGCGCAAAGCACGGCCGCGGACAGUUUAUUUGGUCUACCCUUUGCAGAUAUGAGGGCGAGUUCGACAACAACGACAUGCAUGGGGAGGGUGUGUACACCUGGAGUGAUGGGCGUGGUUAUUCAGGUCACGACAACUCGUGUGAGGUCAGGUCCUAUCACGGCCAGUUCCAUCACUUGGGGAUGUUGGUUGCCUUCGGGUUGGAGGGAUCCUUGAAGACACGGAUGCUACGGAGAAACCUUAGGCGCUGCCCUCUUGCUUUCCUCGCCACGAUGGUGGCGGUCUUCGAUAAGAUAGCUUGCGAGCCACGGAAUUUUGACGUGUUGCUCAUUGCGGGUCAGAUGUUGCCACGCAUGCACAAAGGCGGUGUGCCUGAAGGGCAUCCUUUCCUCAUUGAGGAGAUCGUUUUCGGAGCAUUCCGAUUGAAUGAGAGGAUCUUGGUCUAUCGCAGCAAUGUGGCCCAGACAGCAUUGCGGAGCGACAUGUCAUCCACCGACGGUCCAAAUCUGGCACAGCUUGGAAAGAAACGUUUGCAUGAGCUGGAUUGGUUUCGAGCGUUGAUGGUGAUUUUGGUCGUUUAUGCCCACAUCUCACGUAGUGGAAUGAGAGGUGGUGUUUACGGGAAGAUUGCCAAUGAUGACCGCAUCUACAAUAUGGUGGAUCCAAGCCCCUUGGGUGUGCGAUGGAUUUCAUCGGUGAGGCAGUACUGUUUGCCAUUGUUGUUUUUUGUCUCUGGAGCAGCGUGUGCCUGCUCCUUCAAGAAGACCCCUGGAAGCUUUGGCAAGAUCAUUGUCUACACAUUCUUGGGCGUUUCACUGAAUGCUGCACUGUGGCUGCUGGGGCCACAAAACCCCGACUGUGACCCGGGUACUGCAUAUGGUCGGGCUGAAUGUCAAGGUGCAGUCUUUGAUUUCACUAUUUGUCCUUUCUCUGGAAAGAUUUUCCCGAUCGUUUUUCAAAUGUGGUAUACUGCUAUGCUGCUGGUCUUGAUGCUGUUGAACUGGCCACUCUUCGCAUUCUUGCGGAACAACACCUGCAGUAGUGCUUUGAUUUUGCAACUCAUCAUGACCAUUGGUGUCCAGGCUGCUUUGGCGAUUGUUGAUGAGAGCAUCACCAAGCCAUGGCUGGUGAUUGGCUUGAUGGCUUUGACUGAAGUGCUUUUUGUGGCCCUCUCAAUCACAGGAAAGAAAUUGGGAGGCCGCCCUGAACUCUUGCGAUUUCUUCAUUACGGCUUGGGUGCUCUAGCAACCCUGCAGUUUGGUUGUAUACCCAUCGCACCAGAGAUCGAGCAUAUCUCCACUGCCUUUAUGCUCUUCAUCUUCUGUGGCUUCAAUAAAUCAUUUCAGCUUGGCUUCGUUCUGACCUUGGCAAGGCUUCCGGGCCAGCACGAUGUUCUUCCCAUUGUCAGCCUCUACUGGCCAAUGAUGGCAAUUCUGCGGACGCUCACUGCACCCUCCACGAAUUGGUAUGCUGCAGGGAACUUGACCUACCCCUAUUACCCUCGUUUGUUGGACCGCGCCGACUAUGUUGCUGGUGCUGUGGUGGUGAUGUUUGUCGUGGACCGGCUUGGGCGCAUGAUGAAUUGCAAACCAUUGCCAGCCUUCAUGGGCUACGGUGCCUUGUUGCUUUACCUGCUCCACCCCUGGAUGAUGGCGUUGCUGAUUGUCGCUGUUCGUGGAACCCGGUUGGAAGAUACAGGAUCCAUUUGGAUCAUGUGCAUUUUGGUUUCUGGGCUUGCUGGCUUUGUUGCCACGUGCCCUUGGAGGAGUUGCGCUGCGCGCUCACCAAAGCAAUAUGGUACCAGCAGUGAUUCUGAAGCCAGUAUGGAGGAGGAAGACAGUCAUGGAAGUGCGUGA
Durusdinium trenchii is the source of this 2673-nucleotide messenger RNA. The record is from the annotation of a GenBank genome assembly. Lineage: Eukaryota; Dinophyceae; Suessiales; Symbiodiniaceae.